CAUUGCUAUUGGUGCGAUAGAUUUGAGCCCUGGAAGAGGAGUGAGAAAUCAGGGACUGGCGAGCAGCGUGAGAGCUGGAACGCCGUUGUGUGCUAGGUGCAGCAAAGCAGUUUGUGAGUUGAGUCCCAGCUGCAGAUGCCACGGCUUUAGAGACUGUGCAUGGUCAGCUCAUGGAAUUCAUGUCGCGAUUUCGACGCGCGCCACAUGCCCCUACGUUUGACAGACUUUGCCGAGCAGCUUACUGCGGCUGGAAGGCUGUGGCAUAGGGCGUGCUUGCGCUGCGAUGGUUGCCGAACGACGCUCGAGCCGUCCAAGCUGGAAGAGGGUCCAAUCGGAGCAGAAGAACACGCGGCAGAGGGCGAAAGGGGCUGCAACGUGUGGUGCAGGACUUGCUACAAGAAAUUGUUUGGGCCCAAAGGCAUAGGAGUGGCGGGAAUGUCUUUGCCUGAAGCUCAAAUUUCGCCCCGUCGAUAGGCUGUCUGCGAUAUGGUCCCUCAUCACUCUCUUAUAUCUCCCCUCGUUCCGAUCACUGAUCCCCGGACCGACAUGACGUACUUUCGAACUGCGUUGCGAAAUGAUGAUUGUCACGCACACUUUCACUACUAUACCAUGCUGUGUACCAUCCCCGCAGAUACGCGCACCACCACGACGAAGAUGACGACGACGAUGGGUGGUCUUUAGCUCUCCUUCACGCGACUUCCUUGCUUGUCAUGUUACCAGUCGAUGCUCAGCUGGAUAUUUCAUGCCAAUGAACGAAU
Molecule: messenger RNA, 758 nt
Organism: Ceraceosorus guamensis
Lineage: Eukaryota; Fungi; Basidiomycota; Exobasidiomycetes; Ceraceosorales; Ceraceosoraceae
Exons: 2
Coding region: 205-474 (89 amino acids)
Biological process (GO): actin cytoskeleton organization
Cellular component (GO): cytoplasm
Source: RefSeq, a predicted model, not a curated record